Asterias rubens (European starfish) is the source of this 2617-nucleotide messenger RNA. RefSeq lists its product as uncharacterized. Gene Ontology annotation, biological process: chromatin remodeling. Lineage: Eukaryota; Metazoa; Echinodermata; Asteroidea; Forcipulatida; Asteriidae. Gene Ontology annotation, cellular component: Ino80 complex; nucleus. The transcript is spliced from 6 exons. Bases 100 to 1038 code for a protein of 312 amino acids. The record is from RefSeq and is a predicted model, not a curated record.
GUGUACCGACUUAAAAAUAAAGUUUGCACAAAAAAACACAGUUUCUGAGCAGACAGCGUAACAAAACAGUACUUAUUUUGUAGAUUUUUUCUUCUCGUCAUGUCGAAUGAAAGCAAAGCCAAAUACAGAGCGCUGAAAAGAAAGCUUCGAUUUCUAAUUUAUGAGCAAGAAUGUUUUCAAGAGGAGCUAAGACGUGCUCAGCGCAAAUUACUGAAGAUUUCCCGAGACAAGAGUUUCCUUUUGGACAGACUCUUGCAGUAUGAGAGGGUGGAAGGUUCCAGCUCAGCCUCAGAGUCUACCGCAUCGUCCGAUAGUGAGAAAGAAACCAAGAAGAGUUCAGACGCCAAGAAGCAGAAGAAGAAAGCGAAACCAAUCAAAGUCAAAGCCAAGAAGAGGAAACAACGGCAGUUAAAAUCACUCCUAGGUGGAGAGAAGAAACCACUACCCGGCAAUCUGAAUUACAGUUCAUCUCAGCAGCAACUUUCAAAUAAUUCUAAGCUGAUGGAUUUAAUGAAGGUUGGAUCUCCCAAUUUGCAGAUUCCUCAAAGUCCACUGACAAGUCUAGGUCUACCAGUGCAAUCAGGGAACUCGUUAUUCCCAGGAGUAAGUCUACCAGGAUUCUCACCCCCGACCCUGAAUCCACAGCAGCAAUCCUCCAAGUUAUCCAGUCUCUUAGCGACAGAGUCUAGCGCCAUGGGAGCCCUGAUGAGGGCGGGCUUGGCUGCGGCCGCCGCGGGGGAGAAGGCGGAGAAACAAAGCAAGAAAAGACACAAGAAAGAGGCCGACAAACUGCCUUCGCAAUUCCACCCAUCGAUGUACCCCUCUCCUAGCGCCCCGUCCUCUUCAUCAAGCCAACCUCACAUUAAACCAUCUACAUCAGCUGAGAAAUCAUCCUCGCCGAUCACUACGCCAACUGACAUAAACCUCAUGGGGCUGGCUAAAGCGCCCUCAAUGAAGACACCUCACGGGAGUCACCGACAGAGGACGGGAGAGGAGGAAGAGGGGGAGGAGCUUGUGAUCGACAUUCCAAAUGAUUGACAGGUUACUGAUAAAUGGGACCGAUGAAGGAUAUUAUCACCGAAAAAUACCCCAUUGGGGAUAUAUUAACACCUUGAUCGAGAGACAUUGUUCCCCCAAUAGGGAAUGCUUUUACUACCUUCUGGUGUGGUUAGGCUAACAGGGUAUUUUUCACCUUAAUAUCCCGAUCGGGGUACAUGAUUACCCUGAUUAAACUCCUUUCUCACCAUGAGGAUAUAAGUGGUUCCCAAUGAGGAAAGUACUCGAGUUUUACAAAAUCUGUAGUGAAAAGGCUCAACUACCUAUCCCAAUUGGUGCUCUUUCUGCUACGAGGUCCAGGAUGUAUUUUGACCCAAAUGAAGAAAUACUUGUCACAACAAUAAUUGGCAUUUACAGACCUACAUGUAUGCUACGCUCUAAAAUCGUUGUGGGGCAUCUACUGUAUCGAUAUUCAACAGCAGAAAAUGUAUUCAAAUGAUUUGUAUUGGUUAAUAUAUUUAAUUCCACUAUCUCAGUUACUUUCAAGGAAAAGCUGGCAUUGAACAAAUAUCUAGUAAGGUUUUACACUUUGCAAGAUAGGAGCGAAAUAUUGAAUGAAACAUUUGCAGUAACACUGCUUGAUAAAAUCUCUCUCAUUGGCUGGCGGUUCUGAAAAGAACAUGCCCCAAAUUCAUUAUAUAAAAAAACUUGCUUAGCAAAAACAGUUGACUAAAGUGAUUUGUAUUGAUUGUGACUGGUUCCCUGACAAAUUUUGCUUAGCAGAAAUCAAUUUUACUUGAUGGGCCCAUGUGGUGGAAGUGUAACAACUUAAUGUUCAAUCACCAGCUCUGAGCAUCUUCUGAAAUAGUGUCCAACUUCAUUAAGCCAGUAAGUAGAAUAUGGUGCUAAGCAAAGUUUUCUGCUAAGCAAAAAUUAGCAUGGAACCAGUCACAAACACAUACUACAUACUACAUGGUACUCCGUCUGGUAAACUAUUUGUGAUAAGCAGUAUUUUUGCAAAUUUAUAGCUUCUUAUUCAGAACGGACACAGCUCAAAAGAGAGGUUUUACCACAUGGUUACACAGCAAGCAUUAGUUUUUAAGAUUGAAUAUCUUGUUUUAGAUUAGUUUUCUUUCAUUGGUUUAAAUGGAAGAAUAUGAUGCAAUUUGAUUAAAGAGGGGUUCCAAAAUCAAGUUCAGAAACUUGUACUUUUUUCCCAACUUUCAUGAGGAUGUAACUAUUGAAAAAUAAAUGCAUCACAAAAGAAAAUUUGACCUUAGAGCCCCUCUUAAAUGCAACAAGCCUUUCUGAUAAAAUAUAACUUGCUAUACGCCUCUCUUAAUAUUCGUGCAUGGCGGCACAAUUCUAACCCAAAAUGAGGCCAUAGGCGCACAUAACGCAACCACUAGUACUUAGUUAGAAUUAUGACGUCAUGCAUGAAUAUUAAGAGAGGCGUAUUGCAAUGGAAACUCCUCUGUACUAUUUUUUUUAAUCAAUAAAAUAAACAUCAACAAACCAAACGAGUUGUGGAAUUAAUUUCAAAGUCUAAAAAUAAAACAUAAAUUUCUUUGGGAAAACACUUGACGUAGGAAGGAAAAUGUUUGAUUGUGUUUUGAGAAAA